Molecule: messenger RNA, 2322 nt
Organism: Lingula anatina
Lineage: Eukaryota; Metazoa; Brachiopoda; Lingulata; Lingulida; Lingulidae
Product: protein SSUH2 homolog
Source: RefSeq, a predicted model, not a curated record
CUGGGGCACCUGUGCGUGCAUAACAACCAGUGGCACCAUCCACUGCCAGUUUUUAAAACCGAAACAAUCAGAUUUCUACCACUGUUGCUGGCAAUGCUAGGAUACAACACUUUAGCUGCAUAGCCUGUCUUUAUGACUGUCUGAAUACAGCUCAAUUAAAAUGAAUGAAGGACAACAUCAGCAGGUAUAUGCUGGUCCACCUCCUGGACAAGGAUAUGCUGGUCCACCUCCUGGACAAGGAUAUGCCGGCCCACCCCCUGGACAAGGCUAUGCAGGUCCACCCCCUGGACAAGGAUAUGCAGGUCUACCCCCUGGACAAGGCUACACAGGUCCACCCCCUGGACAAGCAUAUUCUGGUCCACCCCCUGGACAGGGGAUGCCUCCGCAGCAGGGAAUUCCACCCCAGGGACAGAACCCACCUUACAACCCACAACAAAUGCCAGGGGCACCUGCUCAGGCAGCACCAUCACAAUGGCAGCCAGGGCAAGGUGGUGCCUACACGCCUAACGAUGACGACGAUGAUGAUGACGAAAAAGAAGGCCCUCCUCCUCCAGCACCGACUUUGAUGUUUGAACAUUAUUCAAACAUUGGCACUGAAACGAACCCCCUUGCUCUUCCUCCACCAGCUGCUCAGCCAUAUCCUCCACAAGGUGAUCCACCCAGGAUGGACUUCAGCGAGGCUGCAAACAUAAGUGCUGAACAAGCCAGAGAAGCUCUACUGCAGUAUGUGGCAGAACAGUGUUGUUAUGGAAGUGGUACAGCCAAAGAUAUGUUGAUAAAUAGUAUAGCACCAUCCUCAGCAUUGCAUUACACCCUGAGUACAUUUGCAGAGGCUCGUAAAACAUUCUAUGAUUAUGACCCCUUCCGAGGUCAACAUAUAGAUGGUCCCCAGUAUGGCCAGGCGCCAAUGCCCUGGCAAAUUCCUUGUGAGCCUCAACAGUUAUUCCUGACUCAUACAAAGUACCUAAAAGUGCCUCAUACCUCAGAUAUUAUACCUUGCUUCCGCUGUCAGCGCCGUGGCUGGUUGAGGUGUGGCAGAUGUCGUGGGCGUGGCCAGGUGCGCUGUAACUCUUGUGGAGGUGAUGGUAGGAAAAGAGUCUACAGGCAGAAAGAAUGGCAAGACGUCAGAUGUGGUUCCUGCGGGGGAGAUGGAAGGAAAAGGUGUCUGACGUGUGGAGGAGACGGCAGGGUGACCUGCUCCAAAUGUAAAGGUUACAGAGACUUGGAGCGCUAUGUUAAGCUAGCAGUGAUAUUUACUAACCAUAUUGAAGACUAUAUACUGGAAGAGACAGACAUGCCUGAUGAGUUGGUCCGAGAUGUAGGGGGAAUCAUUAUCUUUGAGCAAGUUCUGCCGCAGGUGUGGCCAGUCACACAGUACCCCGUGCCUCAAAUCAACCAGAAUUCGGUGGCUCUGGUAGAGAAACACAGUCGAGCAUUUCCUAAUGAAAGACAGUUAAUGCAGAAACAAGAAUUGCGUGCAGUACCAGUGUCAGAGGUCAACUACACAUGGAAGGAGGUUAACACGCGUUUUUGGGUGUAUGGCAAUGAGCGUCAGGUUUACGCUCCGGAUUACCCACAGCAGUGCUGUUGGGGAUGUGAGAUUCUCUAAUCUGUUAUUGGACAAUGUCAGUCAUGUGACUUUUUAGCUACUGGAAUUUUAAAACAUUUGAACUGUGAUUGGGUUAUAGUAUUUCACUCUCUUCAAAGUUGGUGCUUUGUCAGUAAGUGGGACAUACUUUCCCUUUCAGAGAGUUUAAGGCUCUCUGUAAUACACUAAAAAUUUUACAAUUAACUACUAGUAAGCAUAAAAAUCAGAAAUGUCGUUUGAGUUAACUUUUGCAUCCUUGGUUCAAACCAGUGAAGCUGAAUCAAAAUGAGUGUCUUUGUUUUGUUUUUAUUUUUUAAUUUACUUGUUUAUCUAUGUUUUACACUCAGGUAAAAGUAAACUGGAAAAAGAGAUUAUAUUUAUCUAUUUUUUUUACACUCGGGUAAAAGUAAAUUGGACAUAAUGUAUUUCACAUGAAAACAAAUUGCUAUUCUUUGACAGACAUAUGUAAGCAUUCAAACAGUAAACUGCUAAAAAGUAUCCAUAAAAUUUUUUUAACUAGAUUAGAUCCAUUUGAAUGAACUUUUUAAACAAUUUAAAUGUGAAAUUUAUUUAUUAUUUGGUUGUUUUAUAAGAAGUGAUCUCUUGUGUUGUUAUAGUAUUUUUACAUUUAGAAUAAUCUCUGAUAUCUGUGACAGUCCUGGAAUAUUUUCUAUUUUAAUAUUUACUUUUAAUUUUCAACCCAUUGCAGUAAGGAUAGUUAAAUAAAAUGUAUA